Messenger RNA from Juglans microcarpa x Juglans regia, 1175 nucleotides. Its product is annotated as cytochrome c-type biogenesis protein CcmE homolog, mitochondrial. Gene Ontology annotation, biological process: cytochrome complex assembly; protein-heme linkage. Gene Ontology annotation, cellular component: plasma membrane. Bases 233 to 967 code for a protein of 244 amino acids. The transcript is spliced from 2 exons. Gene Ontology annotation, molecular function: heme binding. NCBI's taxonomy places the organism in Eukaryota, Viridiplantae, Streptophyta, Magnoliopsida, Fagales, Juglandaceae. The record is from RefSeq and is a predicted model, not a curated record.
UUUUCGCUUUUGGCUGCUGGGGAACGGGUUUCCCAGUUCUCUCUCUCCCGACCCUUGACUCUCCUUUCCCCACCAGUUUUUUUUUUUUUGGUUUCCUCCGCUUAGCCGCCUCACUCUCUUUCCACGCCUAAUCCCUCCCACAAAACCCUUAGCAUAAACCCCUAUCAACUCCCUUUUUCUCACACAUUUUUAUAUCACUUUCCGGCGAUAGUAUCCCGAAAAAUCCCCCCCAAUGGCCGCACGCUUCUCCCUCCGCCUCAGAUCCCACCUCCUCCGAACCACCACGAGCUCCACCACCCUUUUCAUGUCCCCCAUCAAACCCCCACCGUCCUUUUCCUCCAACGAUCUUUCCCUCUCCAGCCUCCGCUUCCUCUCUACCGCCACCCGGCGCCACCCGACCCGUCCCAAGACAGUGGAUAUCGGUGCCCGGGCCCGGCAGCUACAGACCCGUCGCCUCUGGACCUACGCCCUCACCUUCAGCUGCGUCGCUGGCUUCGUCGUCAUCGUCCUCAACAACUUCCAAGACCAGCUUGUCUUCUACGUCACUCCCACUGACGCGCUCCAGAAGUACGCCGAGAACCCUUCGAAGACCAAGUUUCGACUGGGCGGCUUGGUCCUUGAGGGAAGCGUAGUACAUCCCGCCUCGUCGGCCGAGAUGGAGUUCGUGAUCACGGACUUGAUCACCGACAUUCUGGUCAAGUACCAGGGCUCACUCCCGGACCUGUUCCGAGAGGGCCAUUCCGUGGUGGUUGAAGGGUUCGUGAAGCCAUUCACGGAGGAGACUAAGAAGGAGAUCUCGGCGAAGAGCGUUUCCGGGAAGGCGAGGAGCGGCGAUUGCUAUUUCUCCGCUACGGAGGUGUUGGCCAAGCAUGACGAGAAGUAUAUGCCACAAGAGGUCGCGUCACAGAUCGAGAAGAACAGGAAGAAGAUCGCGGAGGCGGACCAGAAGGGAUUGAAAGCAUCGUAGUACAAGUAAUGGGUAUGAUUCAGAUUUCUAUUUUUGUUUAAUGAUAUGCAGCAUUUUUGGGUUGGAUAUAUAGGAAUCAGGAUAUAGUUCGAAAAGGGGGUGUUAUAUAAUUGGAUUGCUGAGAUAUUGUUCGACUAAUUUAUAGCUGAGGGACUACUCACAUGUUUCUUUUUUGAUAAGUAAGAUAAAAUUUUAUUGAUUGAAAAGU